CCCGCGUUGAUGCACCCAUUGGGAGUUGCUUGCCAACAAAAAUCUCGACGCCGGUGUUUCUGGAGAGGAUAUCAUAUCUUUUCCUUGCCAGUGAGAGCGUGAGAGCGGAAGCAGACAGCUGCUCGUUCGCUCAGGGGGUUUUUGAUUUGUUUUUCUCUCGUCCACCAGCAAGACUCGACCAUCAAACCCCAAAGUUGUCCUCCCCACAGACCCUUAAACCCUGCCCUGCCCUGCCUUAUCCCUUCUGCGCUGGCAGGCUGUUUCCCGCUCUCUUUAUUUUGACGACACCUCCUCGCCUGUCUUUCAAGACAUCCACAACUUCCCCGCCUCAGGCAAACCGCGAGAGACCUCUCACCGUUCCAGCAAGCACGACGUAACGACUUUUCUCUUCCAAGCAGCUACGCACCUAACUUUCCACGACUUGCAGCACCUACCUCACCGCGCAGUAGAGCUGCCUGUGUGUCUUCCCCCCGGAUUGCCAACGUCAAACCGACAUCCUACCGACACCCCAGCCGCUGCGGAAAGGGCAACUCUCGAUGCCGGGCGUUUGACCUUCACCUAGGUUUCUGAGGAAAUUUGUUGCGGCAACUCGAGCCUACAGUGUGUCUCCGGUCAACUUGCGAAUUCAACGGACCCAGCCAGAAGUCGUAGCGUGGCAGGCCGUCGUUACUGACACACGGGCCCUUUUGCAAUAGAUCGGGCUGUGGCUCCCACUGUCACGACCCUCUCUCGGUCAGGUCGCACCAUUCUGCACUCUGAUUCGCCCAAUUCGCACAAACUCCUUCUCUGCCGCACCGUACCAACUCCCGCCCGCACUCUUCCCAAAGUUUCCACCUCCAAGCCGCCGCGACCAACCCAGUGUGAACUGGCAGCGAAGACCACGGGAGCCAUGGAAGACCGAUCUUCGACCCCAUCGCAGUCCACCUCCGCCGACGUCAAGUCGCCUACCCAGAGGCCUCUGUACAGCAGCAAGCUCGGCGACCAAAGGAAAGAGGUGACCCCUUCUGGCCAGACUGCUAGACAAACUCCUCCUGUCACAAAGGCCUGGACCCCAGCGUCGAGAAAUCCGGUUACCGGUCGAUCGCAACCACCUCAGGCCGGCUUCAACUCACAGAACAGGCAGUCUGUGACCAACUCCCUCCGUGAGGGUCAGCGAGUGCGUGUUAGAUACUCCCCAGGGGCCGAGUUUUCAGGCACCUGUUCGAACGACUUCGACUCGGGCAGCUUUCGACUAACCAACGUGCUACAGAAGAAGCUUCCCAAUUCGGCCGAUCUUGCCAACGGGGCGAGACGAGAUCAAACACAAAUGAUGGCCCAGAAGAAGGACGUCAUGGACGCUCGCGUUGUGCCUGGCAACGCCGGGAAGAAUGAUGGAAAGGGUGCUAAUGGCAAUCGAUCCGGUUUCAAGACAGAUGCCUCCAUUUCUAACUCGCGACUCGGUGCUGGUCGUGCUCUUCAACCCUGGACCCCACCCCCUGACACCACAACUGACCUUAGCCUUGAAAGUUCCAAAGAAGAUGUCCGCGGUUGGGAUCAGUUCGCAACCCACGAGAGGAUGUUUGGAAACAAGUCCACUUAUGAUGAGAGAAUUUACACGACCGAGAUCGACAGGAGCCACCCCAAUUACGAGCAGAGAAUCGCUCAGGCGGACAAGAUUGCGCGCCAGAUCGAAGGGGAGGCACCCAAGUUUGCCCAUGUCGCCGAGGAGCGCAUUAUGGACUUUGGUGGCGGCGGUGAUGGCAGGGAUGAAGAGGAGAACGGUGUUGCCCGCCAGGACUUCCCUCCGUUGAGCAGCAACCGUGAGAAUAAGUACACCCCACCAGCUCGGCGGGCUCCUACCGGUCAGUCAACAGUCAAGGGUGCUCCAGUGGACCCUGCUAUCAUUUCAUCGCAAUUGAAGGGUGCCCCGGCUUCUACCCAGCCCACGCCCAAGGUCGAGGAUGUCAAGUCGCCUGCCGCCACACCCACACCAGCCCAACCGGCUGUGGACAAGGCUGCCGAGCCCAAGGCGGAAAGCAAAGCUUCUGAGAAAGCUCCAGAGACCAAGCCCGAUGUAUCCGCAGCCCCCGCCAAGGCAGACCCCAAGGAGACUGUUGCUGCUCGGUCCUCGACUGCCACGGCUCGUGUUGGCUUCCCAGGUGCGAGUAGGGCGGGCGGCCCAAGCGCUGCAAACAAUGUCGAGCGAGAAGUACUCAAUGCUUUCAAGCAAUUUUCCAUCAAGGAGAGGAAGCAGGCCGAUGCUGCCCGGCACAGCAAGGCCAGAGUUGACAAGGAGGUCAAGUUGACCGAGUUGAAAAAGUUCUCCAAGGACUUCAAGCUGUCCACUCCCGUGCCGAAGGACUUGAUCCCCAUCAUUGCCAAGGACCCCGUCAAGCAGCAGGAGAUCCAGGAGAAGGCGAUUCAAAAUGCGGCCGAGAUUGCCAGGAAGAAACAAGAGGCUGCUGCCAAAGAGAAGGAGUCUGCGGCCGCCAAGGUCAACCAAGCCAAGACGCCAGCCGAGCAGUCGAACGCCUCGACGCCCGCCGCGACGACUGAUUCUCGCGCCAGCUCUCGCCCUACGGCUCCCCAACACUCCAACUCAUCCGGUGCCCCCGGUCGCCACCCCGGAGGUCGCGCCUCUUACCAUAACAGCAAUGGGAUCCAACCUCCCUAUGGCCAGUACAACCGGAACGGCCGUGGUGCUCAGCUUCCUCCCGGCGCUCAGGCUACCGGUCAGCUGGCCCAGCGUCUGAGAAAUGUCGAGCAGCAAAAGAUGCAGCACCCUCAUAUGGCUCAACACCCUCAGCCGGAUAUGCGUCUACCACCAACCGGUCCUGCUAACAAUGCCGACCCCAACUACGGUCGUCGCAUCAGCGGUGUGCCGCCGACCUAUCUCGGUCCCAAGCUCAAUCCUAAUACCCAGGAGUUCAGACCCAAUGCAUUUGCACAACCCUUCAACCCGAUGAACCCCAUCAACCCCAUUAACGCGGUCAUCCCCAGCCAGGCCUCCAGCCCUCGUGCUUCGGUGAACAUGAUGGAAGUUCCCAUCAUGGCUCCUCCAGCUCCGGCGAAGGGCCAGUUGGUCCGCCGCAAGACAAAGGCGAUUGAUAUCAAGAAGUGUCUUGUCCUUUCCAACAUGGAGACUAUUCAGCCUCCGACUAACCCCAAGAAGACCUGGGAGGAGAAUGACGGUUUCAGACCCGCCUUUGACCACCCUCCCACUUGGCGUGCGGUUGACCCGGAGAAGGAAGAGCCCAAAGACUCUACCAUGAGCAUGACCUAUAAUGAGUAUUUCGAGAAGGUGCCGCGAGCUGGUGCGACCGUCGCCACUCCCAACCCAACGCAUGCCAUGCCCCAAAUCCCGCACCAACACCAGCUGCCACCCUAUCUGCAGCACGGGGGCCAGGGCAUGGCUCCUCGCCAAUCGCCCCACAUGCCCCCGAUGCAGAUGCAGGCUGGCCAGCACGGACAUGGACCACAUGGACCGUACAACCCCGACGAUCAUAGGAUGAUGCAUUCUAAUUCGGCCCAGUCCUUCGCUUCCCCUAGAAUGGGACAAGUUCCCAUGGCCUACCCCCCUUCGGUGAAUGCUCCCGGUCAGAUGCCUUAUGGCCAGCCUGUCAUGCCUCAAUACAUGAACCCCGGCGCGCCUCAGAUGGGUCAGUUCCGCAGUUUCUCAAAUAACCCUCAGUUCAUGCCGCAGCAGCCCCAUCACAUGGGUGCGCCUAUGAUGGGUCAACCUCCCUUCAUGCCACCUAACGGCAUGGCGGUUCCUGGGCCCAUGUAUCCGGUCAGCGGUCCUCCGUUUAUGCCUCCUGGUGCGGUAGCCCCGCAACCGAUGGUUGGAUCCAAUGGAUUUCCCAGCCCUGGCCGGUCCGCUGCCGCCCCGAUGAUGGCUCAUCAGGGUUCUCAUCAGGGACAGCCCGCCGUGUACGGAAUGAGUCCCGCCAUGACUUAUCAGCAACCGGCCUAUACCCCCCAGCAAGGCCAAGGCAAGUUUUCGGGUCAGCGUCCUCCCCAAUGAGAGAAUAGACCCGUCUACAUUUGAGGUAGAGACCGCCAUGUUGAUGUCUGCCUCGGUCACUCGGGCUCUUUUGAGUUGCCAUAUCCUUUUGUACAACUUUGGCCCACGACUGGACACGCUUGCACCCGCCUAUUGAGAGAAAGUCCGAGAACUUUUUACUUUCGUCCUUCACGGCGACCUCGGUUGCGGCAAGCGAAUCAAACCCAACAAGUCAUUAUGUAUGUCAAGGUCGGCUGGCUACGGUUUUUAUGCAGGACGGGAGGGCGGGUAGGGAAAAUUGAAGAAGAAGCAGAAAAAAAGGAACCCAUCACUUAUUAGCUUUUUCCAUUAUUUGAGAAGAGCUUAUACACGACACGGAAUAUCUUGCAUGGUUCUUUCGGUUGUGCGCUUUGCUGCCAGUUGCAUUACCGCCCAUCUUGGUAUUUGUCGAGGCAUUUUCUGUUCGGCAGAGCGAUGUGAUGUGGUUUUUCUUUUCUGUCUUUUUUUUAUUUGACAACAAUCAAACGCAUGGAAGGGCGAUAGCCAGAAAGGAGCAGGGGAUGACGCAGAGGAACAGACAUGGCAGGACAUGACAGGAGGAAGGGGUGGUUGGGAGGGGAAACAGCAGCUUGUUCUUGUUGUUGACUUAUGUGAA
This is a messenger RNA of Podospora pseudopauciseta, 4637 nucleotides long. RefSeq names its product poly(A)-binding protein binding protein (gene PBP1). Gene Ontology annotation, biological process: cytoplasmic stress granule assembly. NCBI's taxonomy places the organism in Eukaryota, Fungi, Ascomycota, Sordariomycetes, Sordariales, Podosporaceae. Gene Ontology annotation, molecular function: mRNA binding. The transcript has 5 exons. The coding region runs from base 890 to 4003 and encodes 1037 amino acids. The record is from RefSeq and is a predicted model, not a curated record. Gene Ontology annotation, cellular component: cytoplasmic stress granule.